This is a messenger RNA of Brassica napus (rape), 9353 nucleotides long. Its product is annotated as F-box/kelch-repeat protein At2g22050-like. The transcript has a single exon. The record is from RefSeq and is a predicted model, not a curated record. Lineage: Eukaryota; Viridiplantae; Streptophyta; Magnoliopsida; Brassicales; Brassicaceae. Gene Ontology annotation, molecular function: protein binding. Bases 7283 to 8467 code for a protein of 394 amino acids.
AGGAAAAAGUUCUGCUGUUGGAAAAUACAAAAGAAGAAGAUAGGGAUUAAGUAGGGUGUAGUAAGUGGAUGUAUAUUUAAUAAAAAUGCGCCCACUAAAACAAUGGAAUGAGGUCCAAAAAGUCCACGUUGGCUAAAUGCAUGGCAUGUGAUGAUCUACAUGGCACGUGGGGAUGAUACCAACUCACCAAACUCAUGGCAUAAGAUUGUUGUAAGUGUUCUUUUCAAGUUAUUAACAUCAGAAUCUAUUUAUCUGAUCCCGGAUCCAUAAGUAGUGGAUACUUCUGUUUUGUCUUUUUUAUUGACUUGCAUUUACUCUACUACGAAAAUCAAUAUCGUAAGACUUUGAACAGUAGAGUUCAGAAAAUAACGAAUAAACACUAUAUGGGACUACGCUCUCAUGACACAUCUCAUGGGCCUGUCAGUGUGUGUAAGCAUAAUCGUAUCUAUCAUUUACUUUGGACUUGGGAGAAGCAAAUUGCAAGAAGUUGUAGAGAUCUUGAGCAACAAGAGAACUUAGUGUUCCUCUUAGCAGGCCGUGCCUGUUGGGAUAAAAACCUGGGAGAUCAAGAGAAGUUAGGCCAUGUACAUCAGUGAACCCCAUGGGAGGGGUUCACAAAGCAUUUUUUUAUUAUUUUUUUUUUCUAUUUGAAUUUUGUUUUUUAAAAAAAAAAAAAAAAAUUAAUCAGAUCAAUCGCGGGCCGCCACGUGUCGUGGAACCCGCGCUACAGUGUUGACCCGGGUUCACUGCAGUGAACUUGCAAGAGACAGGUUCACCUCUUUUACUUAUUUUAAUAUUUUUUUUUUUCGAAAACCAUGUGAACUCCCCCAUUGAACUCUCAAUGGGGAUGCCCUUACCAGCUUUCAUGUUAAGGCUUAAUGAAAGAAACAACCUUGUCUCUCCAUCGAGGAAUCACAGCCAAAAACAAUAGGGAAAGGUCCAGCUAAUGUAGGUGCAACAUCAGCAAUAGCCAAUGGUUUUAGUAGUGCACAUUGGGUACCAUGGUCUGCUAGUGUUGCUGCAUGUCCUCCUCCAGUGAUUACUCCAGUGAUUACUAUAUCAUCAUUACCUGUUUUGGUUUAACAUUAUGUCAAUAAAUUGCUAUUCUCUUUUGUUAAUUGUAAAGCAAUACUUCCUUAUAUUCACCCAAGUACAUAGAUAAUACUACUACUCUACAUGCAUAAAUUUUUAUGUCAAACAAAUAGAAACCUGGAACUAUAUCCAUGGAGAGUUGUGUGCAGCUUUUCACUCUUGUAGCUGUAACCAUAAUAUUGCCAGCAUAAGUAGAAUGGAAGCCGGUUCGCACUAACGUGCCUGGCUCAUCGGGCUCUCCGGUGAGUUUAUGAACCGGGUAGUUAUUGUUUAUAUGGAUAAGGGCUCUUAAGUACUUGUAGCUAGUUGGGAAAGAGUAGUAAUGGUGGAGAGACAUCAUCAGAAAAAACAGUGGGAAACAAUAACUACUAUCCACGAACCAUGAAUGUCAAAAAAAUUACUAUAUACCCAUGACCACUGCUUAGCCAAAACUGGUUAGGUCUGCUGCAAAUCAUUGAUGCAAACCGACACUAAACCAACAUAUAUAAGUUUAUUCCAGACAUAUAUGAACGAGUUAAUCUACUUGUUUUUCAGACUCUUCGUUAAAAUAGUAGCAUGUAAAGAUAUUCAUGAAAAAAUAAGAUAUAUAGACUGCACGAACCCAAAUAAUUGUUAUAUACAAAAAGAUCAAAACUGUUUUUUUUUUUCCUUUUUGGUUUGUCUUACGAUGAAACUACAGACUCAGCUUUUCACAUUGUGUUCUUAAUUAAACCUAACCAAUACCCUAGUGGAAGCGAAAUCGACACAAGGGACAUUGAUGACUGAUCUUCUUCCACUUGGAUAUGCAUUGUCCAUGAAAACGAUGGUCACAAAUCAAUGUAGACACCACUUUUCCUUGUUUGAAUUCCUCCAUGCAAAUCACACAUUCAUUAUCAUUCUCCUCCUCCAACGUCGGAUCGGAGAAAUACUCCUCAAUCGUCAUACCGUAGAUUCUACAAACUUUGGUUAUGAUCUUCCAAAUCUUGACUUCAAUCACUCCUCUGUCUCCCCCAUGACGAUGAUGAUGUAAUAGCUGCGUCGAUCUCACACAAGAUAGUGGUACUACCGUAUUUGGUGACGCCGAAGCGGCGCAAGAUUUGCAAAAUAAUCUUAGCGCAGUCUAGCGAGUAGUUAAUAGUGGGUUCGCUUGAGCUGGACGUAACGGUUGUUUCGUUAGGACCACGAGAAAUUUCAACAGCGACAUCGUCGUUGGAUUGUUUUAAGCGAAUAAAACCGGACUGAUGUACGGUGUUUUUUUCGGGAAGUAACGGUGAUGACGUUAUUACACCGUUGCGGUAGCGGACUUUUCUGCGGCGGACUUCGGUGCAUGUUAGCUCGACAGUAAGCGGAGUGGUACUUGACUGUCGGCGAGGAGAGAUGGUAUACUCAAAAUCAGUGUACUCCGUCAUGGCUGAACUCUUUGUUUAAUGGAGAGAGGUUAUAAUAUGAGCCUAGUUGGAGAGAAACAUAUAUAAGAAGAAGAAGAGAGCUCAAUGUAAUAGUUUUAUAUUGAAGAAUGUUAUUUCCUACUCAUACUCGAAUGGUAAUUAAGUAAAUAAGAAAGGGAAAAGUCGUGCAUGCAUAAGUAUUAACUUUUCUUUAAUUCUAAUUAUGGAUGUACUCAUAAACAGUGGGGGAGUUUUAAAAAAACUUCCGUGGGAUCAGCAUUAACAUGGUUACGUAAAAAAGUUAAAAAAUUUUAGUACGAAUAUUUAUAAAUUCUUUUUUAUAAAUUUGGAGGUAGUUAUCUAUAUAAUUUUUUUUUAAAAAAUUGGGGAAUUUAGACCUGUGCCGGAAUUUAAGGACCAGAAGCUAAAAAAAUAUAUAGCGCAUGAUAGUAAUUUAUGCUGGUAUGGAGAUUUGAAGUCACUACCACUAGACUAAGAGCAUAAUUAUUGGAGGGUUCUUGCUUCCUAAUUUUUUUAGUUAAAAGUUAAGAAACAAAAUCUUAUAUUCCGACCUCACCCUAAGAACCCCCAAUAAUCGUGCUCUAAGUAACACUAUCACUACCAUUGCACUAUAGACAAACUAUGGUAAAUUUGUGGCUGGUAAAAAACAUAUAUUUAUUUUGAGCCGUAAGCUCUACCUUCUAAUGCUUGGUAUUAAGGCCGCUACUGAUUUAGACCAAUCUUUUAGGUAUUAUGCCCAAGACUGGCCAUGCGGCUCGCUUCUUUACAUGUAUAUUCUUCCUCCAUUAUAGCUUGUCAUAAAACAUAAAAGUUUAGAAAAACCAAGCGCUCGUAGCUUGGUGGUAAAGGAGGUACAGCUGUACUGCCCGCCACCCGGGUUCGAGUCUUGGCCACAACGGAUUUAACAUCCCUUCCGUUGGUGCACUGGACCCCUUUCGGGGGGAUAGUUGGGAAUGUGGCUACCCAAAUACCAGAGUUAUCAAAAAAUAAAAGUUUAGAAAUUUUGGGUUGAGUUUUCCGUAAAGUGAUGGACACUACAAUUGCAUACGUAUAUAUAAUAUAUACAUAUAUAUACCUACACAUAUAUGAAAGUUUAGAAUUCCAAUGGAUAUAUAUAAUAUAUACAUAUAUAUACCUACACAUAUAUGAAAGUUUAGAAUUCCAAUGGAUAGAACCCCAUUGGAGAUGCUCUGAAAUCCAACUUACUUAUCACAUGUUUCCAAAAAAAAACAUGCAGACACAUCUCAAAAGUAUUGUUUGAAAAAGAAAAAGCUCUUUUUUUUUUUGUUUCUUCACCCUGUUUUUCUUCCCAAGACCACCAAUAACACGUCAAAAUGCGCCAUCGUGACCGUCACUCCUCCACAUCUAGCCGCAAUAAGAGCCGCUUCAUUAAGACAUUAGCAAUAUCAGCUCCAGCGAAACCGGGAGUGAGAGCCACAAGCCUCUGAGAAUAAUAAGACGGCUCGUCAUCAAGCUUAAUCUUCUUCAAAUAAAUCCGGAAUAUCUGAUCCCACCCUUUGAUAGGGCUGGGCAAAUAAACCGAACCCAAAAAUCCGAACCGAAUCCGAUCCGAUAAAAAUAAAUCCAAACCGAUCUGAACCCGACAUAAAUAACGAAUGGAUCCUGUUUUCUGGUAUAUUGGGUUAUGGGUAUUAUCCGAACUGAACCCGAACCUAAAUAGAUAUCCGAUAGAACCCGAAACAUUAUAAUCACAAAAAGAACCAAAUAUGAUCUUAAUUCUUAAUAUGUAUCCAAAAUACUUUAAGAUAUUAUUGAACUUCUAAAAUAAUUAUCUAUUACAUGAAGGUUGAUGGUGGAAUGUGGUGGUUGAAGCCUAAAUUCUUUUUAUUUUGGUUUUGUUUUCAUUAAAUAAUGUUUUUUAUUUUAUGAGAACUUAGUUUUUGUUUUAUGAUUUCAUUUAUCUGGUUUUCUUUCUAUCACUAACUAUGUUUAUCUUUCGCUUGAUUUUGAAUGAUCAUGUUUGAUGUUUUUUCUUAUUUUUAAAUCGAUUUUACUUAUGUUUUGGCUAUUAAAAUAUGUACAAAUCAUGUAUUUUAAAUAUGAAGAACCGAUUUCAUUUAUGUUUUAGUUACAAAAUAGGUACAAAUCAUGUAUUUUUAAACUGAAGAACCGAUUGGGACCCGAAUCCGAAAGUACAAUGGAUUAUACCGGUUCUUUGAAGAUUUACUAACCUCAACCCGAACCCGAUAUAACCCGAACCGGUCCCGAACCAAACUUUUAUAUAACCCGAAUGGGGUUAAUUUUGAUAAACCCGAAAAAUCGAAACCCGAAUGGAUAAAACCAAAACCCGAUUGGGACCCGAAUGUCCAUGACCCUUUGAUAUCCGGUUUAUCAAUGGUUAUCUGCCGAUCAAACCGGCCAGGCCUAAAAAUAUAUAUAUAUAUAUAUAUAUUUUAAUGUUUUGAAAUUAUAUUUCUUCAAAUUCGAUUUUUUUAUAUAUUUUCUUUUUUGAAUUUUUUUUUCAAAUUGUCUUUUUGAAACUGUUUUUUUUUUAACUUUUUAUAAUUCUUUUACAUAUUUAUUUAUAUAUUUAUUAAAACCCUAAACUCCACGUUCCAAAAAUUAUACUUCACUACUCAAUUCUAAAUCCUAAAUCUAUAUUAGUUAGCCCUAGGGUUAUAAAUUGUUAUUUUCCUCUAUAAAAAUGAGGGUUAAAAUGGUUAAGGUAAACAUAAAAAGUGGUAUUAUGAACGUGAUAUUUUUGAUAAUUUCUCAUAUUUCUGUAUGUAUAAUAUUUAAACCAUCAUGAGGAAUUUUCAUGUUUGCCCUUUUGUUGGUACCAUUAUUUAUGUUUAUCACCAUUAAAAUGAUAUUUUUAAAAAUACAUUUUUCUUUAAGAGGCAAAAGACUAUUAUACAUUUGUUCUAUAUCUAUAUAAUAAAUAACUAUUUGAAUAAAUAAAAAGAAUAAAAAAUAAAAAAUAAUUUUUUUUAUGUUUUCGAAUUAUACUUUUCAAAUUCGAACUUUCUUAUAAAAAAAUUCAACUUUUUUUUUCAAUAUUUCUUUUUGAAAAUUGAAUUUUUUUUUUGAAACUAUUUUUAAAUUUUUCUUAAUAUAUUUAUUAAAAUCUUAAAUUUUCCAUUCCAAAAAUCCUACUUAACCCUUAACUCUAAACUUAAGACUAGAUUAAUUAAUCAUAAGGUUAUAAAUAUUUUUUCCUCUUUAAAUAUGAAGAUAAAAAUGGUUAAUGUAAACAUUAAAAAUAGUAUUAUGAAUUGGUAUUUUUGACAAUUUCUCAACCAUCUAUACAAUUCAAUAUUUCUAAUCAUUCUAAACACACCAAAUAAAUUAAUUUAGAAUCAAAACUGAAUAUCUUUAUUCAUAUAUCCAAACCUUCAAACAAUGUUCUUUUUUUUUUGAUCGAACCUUCAAACAAUGUUCAAUAUUUAUUAUACCUAUAAAAUAUAGUAAGUAAAACGUACCCAGGCAAUUAAAAUAUUUGAUAUUACGAAAUCAACAAAUAUGUUUCCAAAUAAUUUUUUCCUCCUUCAAUUCGGGAACAGUUUAUAGUAAAUGAGUGAUAUUGUAACUAUUUACAUCCAAACUAUAGCCCUCAUUUUCGCUAUCAAUUAUAUUUAAGAAAAUAAUAUAUUAUCUAUAUUUUGUUUCCUAAUAUAUUCAUCAUCAUUUGACUUGCGGAAUACGUAACAAUAUUUUAAAUAUUUUCUCAAUAAUUGCUACUCAAGCAAUUUUCUAUAUUUACGCUAACAACAAGAUUUUGUGGAAAUAACUUAUAGAAUUGCACUUUUACGUAAUGUUUACCAAGCCCAUAAAUAAUUUAUUAUUAAUAAAAAUUUAUUUUCAUAGUCACAUUUUUUUAAUUAUAAAAAUUAAUCGGCCGUUUUUAUAUGUUAAAGAUAUUAUAGAAGUUGAAAAAUCAUUAUAUUUUUUAUAAACAUCAUGUAUACCUAAUUUCGAAUUUCUCUAUGGAAUAUUAAGUCACAAUUAUAUAUUCAUUUCUUCAUAUUUUAAUUUCUUAAAUAUUGCUUUAUAUAUAUCAUAUACAAAUCUCUAAUUAGGUAUAUAUUUUGAAUUUGUUUAUAUGAUAUCGAAUUCGAAUAUUCGUCAUAUAAUAGAUGGUUUAACACGCAAAAAAAAAUCAUGACUUAGUGAAUGUAAUACAACUAAAUAUUAUGAAUGCAUCGUUUAGACAAUUAAAAAUCCAAAAAUAGAAAAUACAUUCCGUACGGUCACACGGAUCCAUAUCUAGUGAUUAUUUUAUAAAAGGAGCUAUAAAAAAAAUUGUUUCCCACAACUUCUAAAUUCCCUUUCUAAUCUAGAUUGUUUUUUGAAGUCAUACUUUAAAUAGUUCUAACCCCACAAGCAGUCAAAAUUUUAACAGCCAAUUUAUAAUCUUUAUUAGUCUAGAGUUUUUUUGGGCCAAAAUGCAUCAUGUAAUUGGAAUUAAAUCCUCUCAUUAAAAAUCUAUUACAUUAAUACUUACCCCACAAAAUCAGCUUUGAGAAGUUACAACUACAAUAAAACUGAGAUCUUGUUGCCUUUUUUUUUUGGGUCAAGGUCUUAUUAAAAUCUUAAACGGGUCAAUUUCGACAUACCAUAUUCGAAUUAAGACAAAACUCAAUACAGACUUUUGCUGAAAUCUUGUUGUUGAUUAACGUUUAUAAUUCUAUAGCAUUUUUGAAAUUAAUGUUUUAAAAGUAAAGUAAUAGUUUUUUAUAAAUGCUGUCCAUAUCUGAAUCAUAACCUAGCCCAAAAAAAGUAACGUAGUAAAUUUUAUAAAGUCCGCUUUGUUCGAUUUCAUCAUCAUCAUCAUCUUAAAUAUGCAAGACCGAAAAUUUUCAGUCUCUCCUUUUGAAACAAUGUCCAACUCCAAAGCCGACGACGAGCCACCCAAAAAAUACACUCGUCCGCAGCCGUCGCUUUCUUCACUGCCUGACGAUAUCGUUUUGAGAUGCUUGGUCCGCGUCCCAAGAAGCUAUCACCUAAACAUCUCAUGGGUCUCAAAAGACCUAAGAUCCCUUGUUCGCUCCCCUGAGUUCAACGUCUUGCGAUCCACCCUCCCCAAGAGCUCCCUCCAUGUAUGUCUCGAAGAAGAUGAUGACGACGACAACUCAUCUUUCCACUGGUUUACUCUCAACGAAACAUCAACAACGGAGUAUGGGUUAGUUCCGAACCCAACUCUCUUCCCUCCUCAUCCUAAGUACGGUUCUUCAACCGUUUCAGUGGGGUCAAAGAUCUUCUUCAUUGGUGGAUCUAUAGAACCUUCCACUGAUCUGUGGAUCCUUGAUACCCGAACUGGGAGCAUCACUCGAGGACCAAGCAUGAGCGUGCCUCGAAGACAGCGCUACGCAGCUGUGGAAGUGAUCGACGGGAAGAUAUACGUACUCGGAGGCGAACCAUACAUCGACGGAAGGUUGUUUCAUCAAGUCGAAGUUUUUGAUCCAAAAUCGAAAACUUGGGAGGUUACGGAGGAGGAGGACGUGCGUAAGAUUUCAAACUGUAGUGCCACGGUGGAGGAGAAGGUGUACAUGGUGGAUUACGAGAAGACAAGUGUGUACGAUCCUAGAGAAGGUGAAGGAGGAGAACGGUUGGUUCAGAUGGUAAGCCAGAGACUCUCGGAAGGUGGAAGCAAGGAUAAGUUAAAUGAUAUGGCGCAUAGCGUGUGUGUGGUGGAGGAUGUUCUGUUUGCUUUCUUUAACAAGACUGGUUUGAUGUGGUUCGAUACAAAGCUUGAUGUGUGGAGAAGAUUGGUUGGUCGUGAUGGGAAGGAACUAAUGUUUAUCUUAGAUGCGGGUGCCAUGGCGGAAUACGAGGGAAGACUUGUGGUUUUGUAUAUGGGGGAUGAAGAUAUAUUUGAUGUCCCCGUUACUCAGAGUGUUCGGUGUAUGUUUGUCUCACUGGACAGAGCUGGAGGAAAGAUUUGUGGGACAAUCGAUUGGUCUGGUACUGUGGCUACCGUCCCAUUUAUGUUUCGUUUUCUUCAUUGUUUAGCUGUUUCCGGUUGACUGAUCACAUAUAGUAUAUGUGUUCUUGAAGCAAUAUUUGUUUUGUUAAACUCAUGAGUGUUUCUGAAGAAAAUGCAAGGUGGUUUCUUUUUUCUGCUCCUCGUAUUGUUUGCAUCGUUAUUCAAGUUGAUAUUAAUCUACCUGAGUUUUACAUCAUCCAUGAUUACACACAUGGAGGAACAUAAUGAUAUUUGUCUAACUUAUUUGGUGAUGUCGAACCGGCGCAAGACUUGCAAAAUAAUCUUAGCGCAGUUUAGAAGUAUUUAAUAGUGGGUUCGCUUGAGCUGGACGUAACGGUGGUUUCGUUAGGACCACGAGAAAUUUCAACAGCAGCGACGUCUUCGUUGGAUUGUUUUAAGCGAUUAAAACCGGACUGAUUGGCGGUGCUUUUGUCGGGAAGAGACGGUGAUGAGGUUAUUACACCGUUGCGGUAGCGGACUUCGGUGCAUGUUAGCUCGACAGUAAGAGGAGUGGUACUUUUUUUUUUGCUAAAUAAAAAAGUGUUUUCACCUCUUUGCCGGGAACCCAAACAUUGUAAAAUAGUCUCUUCCACCGUUAGUUGAACUCAAGUGGCGGAAGUUACAGUCGCAGCCCCUUUACCACUAAGCCAACUCAACGUUGGUGAGGAGUGGUACUUGACUGCCGGGCACCGGCGAGGAGAGACAGUAUACUCAAAAUCAGUGUACUCCGUCAUGGCUGAACUCUUUGUUUAAUGGAGAGAGGUUAUUAUAUGAGACUAGGAGCACAUAAGAAGAAGAGAGCUCAAUGUAAUGGUUUUAUAUCGAAGAAUUUUAUUUCCUAGUUAUACUCGAAGUAGAAUGGUAAUUUAGUAAUAUAGAAAUUAAGGGAAAAGAUUCAUGCAUACAUAAGUAUUAACUUUUCUUUA